GAACGGUUCGCUCCUCGACGCCGCGUCCUUUACAAUUCUCUCCGUUCCUUCGUCUCGCGUUCUACUCGCGUACGUUCUCCAUUCUACCAACUUCUUCUUCCUCCACGGCUGUGUGUGGUCCCUGCCCUCUUUCCACCGGACGUGCUUCCCCGCUGGAACGCGAUAAAAACAGGUCGACCGUCGUUCGAUCGAGACGAUUCGGCGCGAUAGUUCCUUCCUUCGACAGAUCGGACGAAUAGUAUCGGAAGAAGAUCGAGAAUAAUCGCGGACGAUUGACUAGCGUUUCGAAAGGUAGAACGCGGAUGGCGGAAGGUCGCUAGCUGCGCUCGAGCCGGAGACUUCGACGACCGGUAGGAGGAUGUCGCGCGUCGCGGACCACCCUGACUGUCUGUGUCGUCACCGUGUGUACCGGUGACGACCAUCCUCGUGGCGAUCUUACCACGGAGAUCGCGACCCCCACGUGUGUGUUGUGUUUUUGCGCCACCUCCGGACCAUUACUUCGGUCGACGAAAAAACGGCUUCGAUUCGAUCUGUCAUUUUUCUUUUCGUCGAAGAAACAUCCUAUCGGUGGAACAGUGUUAUGAUCGUACGGGGAUCGGUUUUGAAAUCAGUGAGCUGUUUAGUACGAAGUGAUCGUCGAUCGGACGAUGAUUCGAGCAGUGACAACUAGUUCUUUCCCUUGAUAUCGGAUAACGGAAUGAACGUGUGAUAUCGUAAGCGGAAAAAGUCGGCGGGAAUAAACGCGGAAAGUUGUCGGCUAAGUGCGAUUACCAACGAUAGUAAAGUGCGUGUAUGCUACGGUUCGCCAGCCGUGGGAAGCUGUACGAAUCACGGAUUAAUGCAGGCCGGAAAUCACAGCAUGGAGGACAUGGUGACGGUAGCCAGCAGCAACACGCCAAGCACAAACACGGUUCAUCCGAGUGUGAACGACAUGGACUGGUUCGCCGGUGUGGCCGAGGAAGAGCUGUUGUACUACACGGGCGUCGGCAACGACGUCGAUUCUCUUUGGGCUGUGAUCGGAAGCUUCGUACCACCACCACCUAGACCACCUUAUUUACCUGAGGAGGCUGUUACCACUGACGGACUCACCACCUGUGAUUUGUGCUCCUGGGCGUGGAGGAACGACAGGCAUUCCUUCUCCCUGGACGGCACCCUCGAAGCACCCGGAGAACUCGGAUGGGUGCUCACGUUGGUGAUAGUGUCGUUAGUAUCGGCUGGUAUCGGUGCGGUGGUCAUGGUGACCCUUCUCCACUGUCGAAGAUUGAAGAGCACCGGUGGAAGAGCGAGCUGCUGUAGCGUCGGCGUCGAAGACUCGAACGUUCAGGAAGCCGGUGCCACAGCUGGUGGAGGCGGUUCUGGUGGCGGAGUAGCGGUUAUACCAGAUCGACCACCUCUCGAGCUCGAUAAGCUGCCACCUUAUCACGACGUUGCCCCUAGUCCUGGGCACAAUGUGUGGUCGUGGUUAGGCUCGCGACGUGGCGGUGGUACGCCAGGAGUCGUCACGACGCCUCUUUCUCUUCCGCAACAUAGACGGGCGAUGAAUCUUCCAGUGGAGAACCACUACACCCACAUGCAAACGGACGAAGCCCUGUACGCAGAACUGGACUCUCAGGCCGCGAGCUACGCGAGCGAUCUGCAACUACAAAUGAGAGGAAGCUCGACGUACGGUACUACUUCCGGCGGACAAGACGACGAGUACCACGAGUUGGACGCCGCGAGGUUACAUCGUCAUUACGGUGGAAGCAACGGGGACGGUUCUCUUCGAGGGGAUACGCUUCGUACGCGCCACAGUAAAAGGUUACAAGAACCGGAUUACGAGAUGUACGAGAACGGACCCUCGACGCCGGUGCCGCCGGGUCAGCUACAGCACCAUCAUCACCACCAUCAUCUCCACAAUCAUCACCAUCAUCAUCAGGACCUACGGAUCGGCGGUAGUAGGAACGGUGAACAUCCGUCGUAUCAGAACACAGCGUACACCGGAAGCGACGCGGAACCGGACGGACCAACGUUGAGCAGCGCGCCUAGCAGCGCGUACUACAGUGACCUUAGCUCGAAUUCGACGAAUCAACAAAUACCUACAGCAACAUCAUCGACGAGCAACACGAAUCUUCAUCUGAAUCCACAGGGUCUGGAAAGUUCGCAGUAUCGAUUGGCCGCGAUAAACGAGAGUUCAGUGCCUUCGGAUUACAUCUAAAACGAGGAUGAACUUCGAUGAAGAAAUCGGUGAGGAUUAGUCUGUUCGAAUGUUCCUUAUUUUUAAGUUCGUUGCAUAGAAAAGACUGGUGUUACUAUAACAGUGUACGAACAAUUGUGAUUCUGGUAGUGAAUUAUUUUAUAUUCAAGUGGAGUACAUGGAUCGAUGGUGAUCUAUGUUCGAAAACACUUCGUUAUAAAUAAUGAAAUUAAAGUAAACAGAAGCUCGGCCAGGAAUUUAAUUUAAUUGAAAAUUUGAGAAAUGAAACUAUCUAAACGACAGUGCCAUACAAAUUUUCAACUUGCAACUCUCUUCUGUCAAGAUGAAACAAGUGCUUGCUCGUGCGAAAAUCGAUGAUGUUCAUACGUCGAAUGAAACUACAAUUACAGUAGACUUACUCUCAUUUAAACUCAAUGGAAAUGAUUUAUCAUUACGUGUCUUGUUACGUAACCGUGCAUUUCAUGCAGCUUGUAACGCGACUUUCUGAAUAAACCAGAAGCCGCAUUUGCAAACUAUGAACCGUGAACGAACGUCGUUAUUGUUCUCCUCUCAGGGAAUGAGUCCAUAGUGAAUUAGUCUUCCGGUUAAUUAAUACGCGAACGUAUCUCACGUGUACCGUGCAUUAUUCUUAACCCUUGAACAGCGAAGUCUGGGUCAAUCGAGCAAAUUAAAUGUAUAAUUUUUAAACGAAAGGGUUUCAUACAUGGAAACUUAAGGAAAUUAAAAUUGGAACUCUCUCCAUGGUCCGCUGUUCGAGGGUUAACUAACGUAGCAAGAACUACUAAAAACAAUGGAUUCGCGUAUCAGAGAAUCAUUUCGCAAGGGUAAUAAAAAACGAGAUUCAUAACUGCGGUACACGAAACCGAUUGAAAUGAAGUUGUUUCGAGGAACAGGUGUUUCGUAAUUUGACGUUCCAAGACUUUCAGUAAUCGCUCUCGGCAACAUCCGCUCCGCUUUUGCAUUUCGAGCAAAAUGCCACGCGGUGUUUCAUCGAUGCUCUCCUUUCUUUCUUCUUUCGCUGUACGAAUAAUAGCUCGUUUUCUUCAUCUUAUUUACGAUCAGUGUUCCGAAAUUGUUCCAAGUUCAGAGAAAUGAAUUUUUAAAACGAUUUUAAGAACUGCACCAGAUACGAAUUGACAAACGCCGUGUGGUCCAGGACAAGUUUCGUUCGAGUGUUAGUGAGAAGCCCGUUUCGCGGUAUCGUGUGAAAGUAUUCGUCACUGAAUCGUUAAACAGGAUUCCCGGCCUUCGUCAAGCUCAAUCGUUUAUCUUCGACCCUCGUUCGCCGGUAGAAUUAAUUCGUUUCACCCGAUUCGGCAGGACUCGUUUAAUCGUCGCCGUCGUGUUCUCUUAAUUACCUUCCCUUCGGACAGUCCCGAUUGUUCCUUCGACAGAACACGAACUGGAAGAGACAUUCUACCUUGAGAUUCUCCGCGCCGCGUCCCGCUUUUACGUCUUUCACUUGUGUCUCACCUGCGCCGGGCCCUGUCCACGCGCAAUCACUGCACACCUUUUCGACUCGUCGCCACUCUUUACCGCCCUACCAAACAAAUUCGUUUCGAGCCUUGCAAAUCCUCGUGAAAUUAUCGUCCGGGAAUUUCACGAUAGAAAUUCAAUCGAUGCUAUAAAGAAAUAUGAAAUAUCAAUGGGAAAUGCGAAAGGGUUCGUUUAAAAAUUUCCAUUUGCAUCGGGUAAAUAUAAUUCGUGGCCAACGACUAUUAGUCGUCCUUAGUAUCGAAAGGGUUAAUCGUUUCCGUGUCCCGAAUAAAUCGAGGUAAAUUGCACGGGGCAACUGUAAGCUCAUAAAUAACCGCAGCCCUCGAUGGUACAAUACAAAGAAUCGCAAUUGACCAAAAACCGUUUCGCGGCCCGGAAUCAUUUACAGCUUCUCCUCUGAGCUGUACAAACACACGCGCGCCGAAACAUGGAGAGUGCAACAACAGAUGCAACAAUGCACUCUCUCGCGGGGACGCAAUAAUUAAUUGCACUCCCUCGCGACCACAAUGCAGGUAGGGAGAGACGGUCAGCUUGGUAGCGGCGCAUUAUUUAAGCGAAAAAAAUCCCACGAACGCACGGUGCGGCACCGUGCCGAUCGGUGGCUCUUCUUAUCGUGGCCGUGUUACGCGAACGGGAACGUAUCACGGAAUUCGUUGGUAUCCAGGUUUAAUUGAGGCCCACCUUGGUCUACCAACAUCUUCCGCAUUUGUGUGAGAACGGCUUGUUAAUCGGCGCAACUCUCCAACGGUUCGUAGGUGAACAAGAAAGUUUAUGCGAAGGCGUAGAAUCCUUGGGGAAUCCUGAAAGUAACAGUAAAUGAUAAUAUUAUGCGCCGUUUAGAUGCGAUGCUGGGUUCGUUAGGUCGUUGCAAUUUGCAUACACUGUUUCGCGAAUGCACAUUUGAUCGAACAAUUGAUUUGCAUUAGUUUAUCUGGAUUCUUAAUUUCAAAUCUUCUAGUCACAAGUAACCAGCUGCCUGUACAAAUUCAAUUAUACGAGUCAGUUUGUGCAAAUUGCACGUAGACUCAGCUUAACCCUUGAAUAGCGGAGUCCGGGUCAAUCGAGCCUCCAACUUACAAAAUAAAAUAUACAAUUAACUUAAAGUUAAAGGUAUAAUUUUUGAACAAACGAG
This is a messenger RNA of Osmia bicornis bicornis, 4823 nucleotides long. Its product is annotated as TSC22 domain family protein 1-like. The coding region runs from base 839 to 2194 and encodes 451 amino acids. NCBI's taxonomy places the organism in Eukaryota, Metazoa, Arthropoda, Insecta, Hymenoptera, Megachilidae. The record is from RefSeq and is a predicted model, not a curated record. The transcript is spliced from 7 exons.